AUGCUCAUCGUUCCGCUCUUACUUGCCGCUACAUUAGCCCUGUAUGGCUCUUUCAGCACUCCUCUGUUCGCAACUCUACGAGCAAACAUGAGAGAGCAGCUAUACCGUCCGGUCUUGUCCUCCAUCAAGCUUGCCGCUGGUUUGAUCUUUACGCCUCUAUCCGCGCUUGUAUCGCCACACUCCCUUUCAUCGUCGCCUAUGCACGAUGGACGAGCGGAUCAUCUAUCUAUGACCACCGAUCUUAUUGUGAGGCCCUUGACUGAUAUAGUCCCUCUCUACUCCCCCAUUUCUACUUCCAAGGCUCCCCUCCAAGUGCCGCUUCUAACUGGCGGCCGUCAUGUCACCAUAUUCGAUAUCUAUCGUCGCUUCCCCUGGGCAGAAAUUGGCGCCACAUUUCUUGUUGCAUCUCUAUUAGUUGCAGCUGCCCUUUUCAUGAUCGUACAGUUAGCGAAACUCUCUAUCUUCAAGAUAGACCGUGCGCCACAUACUGAAAGCAGCUCUUUCCCAAUCGUUGUGUCUCAUGAUUUCACCAACGCGUCCGUGUCAUCCAUGCCUAGCAACUUUGGCUCCGAGUUAUUCGGAUUCCCCGGUCCUCGCCUUGAACUUGAGGCCCCAGUUACUGCUUGCGAUCUGUCGGUGGUCAUAUCACCACUCGACGUCUACCAUACCGGCUGCAUCAUUCUUAAACCCCAUGACCUCCCGCUCUGCACUGCUACUGAACUGGAUGAGGAGCCCGUGAACGGAGGAACCGAUCACAUCCUCCCUCAGAGUCAAGUCAUAUCCACAUCCCCUUACCCUGACAAUGUCCCAAUACCUGAUCAUCAAGACGGUUUUAUGACCCCUAAUCUUGAAGGUAUUCAUUCCGUCUCUGAGCAUGUGGAUGAAUCGACCCAGACAGCUUGCAAUGACGAAGAAUCAGAGUGUUUCUUUUAUCCCGGCGGUAUGGAGGAUAUCUAUAACAAACUUCUUCAGGCCAUUGGCAGGAGCUUACCGCCUGGGUGCAACAAUGAAGACUUAACUCAGAACAUUCUUACCCUCCUUAGUGACAGCUUGUCUACUGUAAUAACUGGGGACACUGCUGCACCGAUACCCAUCCAAGCAAUCAAUACUCCAGGCGAAGUACUUCGAGGAAUUCUUACUCUCGUCAGACACAUACUAAUGCCCUCUACGACGGCUGAGGAGACUGAGGAGACUACUGCACCGAUAGCCACCGAAGUGGUUAAUACCAACCCGGGUCACAUACACGGGACAACUCCUCUCACCAGUGACACCUCGUCCUCUGCGAUGAUUGAUGAAACUCCUGCACCGAUCCUCACCGAAGCGGUCGAUACCGACCCUUCUGCGAUUGGCGGGGACACCACCGCACCGAAUUUCGGUCUCGAUGAUAUACCCGAAUCGACGACUCACGUUAUACCCAAAUCGACUCAUGUUAUACCCGAAUCGACUCAAAUUAUACCCGAAUCGACUCAAAUUAUACCCGAGUCGACUCAAAUCAUACCCAAAUCGACUCAAAUCAUACCCGAAUCGACUCAAAUCAUACCCGAAUCGACUCAAAUCAUACCCCAAGAACUGCCCUCUGAAGGUCUCGAGGCCUCCGACUGGGCACCUGGCGGCCGUUACCGUGCUAGGAUAUCGGGAUCCACUCAUGCGAUUCCCUUGAAAGCGAGCACUGGUACAAGAGUGCCGGUCAAUGUACCCUCUGGAGGUCUCCAAGACUCCCGUCGGGCACCUCGGAACUAUGACCGCGAUGGCUUAUCGGAGGAAUCAACCCCCCUGGAAGAACGCGCUGGUGCAAGAACACCGGUCUUUGCCUCCACAGCAACGUGUUCUGGAACUCCCAGGAACCCUAUACGUAGAGCUAGGGAAAACCGUGGCGCGAGAGGCAGUUAUCAACGGCAGCGACAAGCUGUUGAAUCUCAGGCUGGUCCAAGUGCACCUGCCUCUGUGUCUUUAGCGCAAUCUUCAAGUUCUGCCGACCUGACGCAUCCACACGAGAAGUCUCGCGGUCCGGGUGGCAAUCGCACACAGACGCUCGAUCCUCACACGGAUGCUCGCGUUGAUCCAGGAGCAUCGACUUCGGCAUUCCCACCAGCGGAGCCACCCGCUUUUCAGAAAACAGGCAAUUCCCGUGGCAAUUGCAAUUGGGCGGAAGAUGUUCGCCUCCAACGAGAGGCAUCAGCCUCUUCGUCCUCGAAACCACGUCUUCCAAGUAGCAUUGAUGGUUCUAUGCGGGCCAUCGAACGGAAAGCACAAGUCGGUGGGAGCACUCAUGUCGGUCACACUGCAUCAAGACAGAUCGUUCAGGAUCACCCUCCGUCAGAGAAUGGGCAGGGAGAGGGUGGAGACGGGGACGGAUAUGUGAUAUAUUCCACGCCUUACCCUAAUGCUAAAACCAGCAACGGAUCGCGUUCUGCCGCAACUCCUUCAAAUGUCACCCAUGGAUCGACCCACUAUGAUAUGAAUAACGUACUGUAUGAAACUGGUCCGUCGAGAGCACCACCGUCGGAAUUGCAUUCCGAAGGCCCUCGUGACUCAAUGCAAGCCCCUGACGAAGGCGAGAAAGCCCCUGAUGACGGAGGUGAGAAUAGAAAUGGCGGACACGAGGGAUAUGUGACUACGGAUACGAGGAGGGCAGGUAUGAGGGGGCAAGAGCACAGGGAAGGAAGCAGUGAGCGCAGUAUUAGAGGGAGGGUUAGAACCCGUAGUCUCGACGAAGGUAACUCAGAUCGUCCUUUCCGGCGUAGCCCAGACCAUCGAAACUCCACGUAA
Messenger RNA from Sparassis crispa, 2769 nucleotides. RefSeq lists its product as hypothetical. NCBI's taxonomy places the organism in Eukaryota, Fungi, Basidiomycota, Agaricomycetes, Polyporales, Sparassidaceae. The record is from RefSeq and is a predicted model, not a curated record. The coding region runs from base 1 to 2769 and encodes 922 amino acids. The transcript is spliced from 5 exons.